UUUUGUCGCCACGCUGAAACUCUUUCUUUCUCUCUCACUUCACCGCAUAAAGGAAAGGGAGAGCACAGACAUUAGGGUUUUAGCAUUUCCUCAAUUGUUAGGGCUUGGAUCACCCGGUCAGGGCUGUUGUAUAAAGAAAGAGAGGGAAAAUGGUUGCAGACAAGGGGAAGAAGAUGAAGGUAGCAGAGAAAGGGGAGGAGGACGACGACAAUUACCAAAUCGACGAAGCGCUUGUCCUUUCAAUCGAAAGGCUCCAGGAGAUCCAGGACGAUCUCGAAAAGAUCAAUGAAGAGGCAAGUGAUAAGGUCUUGGAAGUAGAGCAGAAGUAUAACGAGAUACGCAAGCCAGUCUAUGAUAAGCGGAAUGAGAUCAUCAAAACCAUUCCUGACUUUUGGUUAACUGCUUUUUUAAGUCAUCCUGUUCUUCAUACACUUCUAAAUGAAGAGGAUCAAAAGAUAUUCAAAUAUAUAAUCUCCUUGGAGGUGGAGGACUUUAAAGACGUUAAAUCUGGUUACUCCAUAACAUUUAACUUUCAACCCAACCCAUAUUUUGAGGAUACAAAGCUUACAAAAACUUUCACUUUCCUUGGUGAAGGAACAACAGAAAUUACUGCUACACUGAUUAAGUGGAAACAGGGCAUGGAAAUGCCGAAUGGAGUGAAUGAGAAGAAAGGGAACAAAAGACCUUUUAUUGAUGAAGGCUUCUUCGGUUGGUUUAGUAGUCCUGUGCGGAAAGAGACGGUGGAAAAUUAUCAGGAUGAGAUUGCAGAUGUUAUCAAAGAAGAUUUAUGGCCCAAUCCACUCUCUUAUUUCAACACUGAUCCUGAUGAUGAGGAGUUUGAAGGGGAUGAAGCUGAUGAAGGGGUUAAGAAUUGUGAUGACUCUGAAGAGGAUGACGAUGAGCAAGAAGACGACGAAGAUGAUGAUGCUGGUAUCUGACUGGUACCAUGUUCAGUAGGUGGUUUUCUGACGAUUUUUCUUAUCCAGUCAAGGCCAUUCGUUCUGUUCUACUGUGGUUUCCUCCCUGAUAUGCAGUUUUCUAGAUAAUUAUGGUAUGAUGUCCUUUUUAUAUCUUACAUCUCUUUCAAUCCUUGAUCAAAGAAAAAGUAGAAUCGUACCUUAUGGUGUAAAGUUGUUGGGUUAAGCCUCUUAUAUGCAUUCAAUUUACUAACAAACAAAUGACCUAUGCUGUUAUCAGUUUAAGCUUAUCAGGUUCUUUAGCUGUGGACUUGUUCAAAAAGUACUUUGUGUGUUGGAAUCCAUUUUUGUUCUUCGAGA
This is a messenger RNA of Hevea brasiliensis (rubber tree), 1277 nucleotides long. RefSeq names its product NAP1-related protein 2. Gene Ontology annotation, cellular component: nucleus; chromatin. Bases 150 to 938 code for a protein of 262 amino acids. Gene Ontology annotation, molecular function: dioxygenase activity; chromatin binding; histone binding. NCBI's taxonomy places the organism in Eukaryota, Viridiplantae, Streptophyta, Magnoliopsida, Malpighiales, Euphorbiaceae. Gene Ontology annotation, biological process: nucleosome assembly. The record is from RefSeq and is a predicted model, not a curated record. The transcript is spliced from 11 exons.